AUGUGCCUAGCAUUCAUGCAUCACGACUCGCCGGUGGGCAUCGUCGUUGCGGAGAGCCCAGCCACGACCGGGACCUCCGACCAAGUCCGCACGGUAGCAGGACACCAGGUCGCCAGUCAUCGGGCUCGCUCAGCAAGCAGGUCGCUCAGGCAUCCCGGUCCCCAGCAGGAAGCACGGCUCCAUGCCGCUGGUCCGCUCGGUAGCAGGACACCCGGUCGCCAGUCAUCUGGCUCGCUCAGCAGGCAGGUAGCUGAGGCGCCCGGUCCCCAGCAGGAAGCACUGCACCAGGCCGCUAUAAUAGCAGGCCACUGGUACGCAGGGGAGCCCAGCCACGAGCGGCAUCUCCAACCAGGUCCGCACGGUAGCAGGACACUCGGUCGCCAGUCAUCGGGCUCGCUCAGCAAGCAGGUCGCUCAGGCAUCCUGGUCCCCAGCAGGAAGCACGGCACCAUGCCGCUGGUAUGCAGGGGAACCCAGCCACGAGCGGUAUCUCCGACCAGGUCCGCUCGGUAGCAGGACACCCGGUCGCCAGUCAUCGGGCUCGCUCAGCAGGCAGGGGAGCCCAUCCACGAGCGGCAUCUCCGACCAGGUCCGCACGGUAGCAGGACACUCGAUCGCCAGUCAUCGGGCUCGCUCAGCAAGCAGGUCGCUCAGGCGUCCCGGUCCCCAGCAGGAAGCACGGCACCAGGCCGCUGGUCCACAGGAGAGCCCAGCCACGAGCGCGAUCUCUGACCAAGUCCGCAUGGUAGCAGCACACCCGGUCGCCGGUCGCCGGUCGUCGAGCCUUGAACCGCCGUUCGGCGAGCUGCCGUUCGAGAAUCCGCUCGCACCCACGCUCUGCACGCCGCUUCCUUGUUGGUGA
Molecule: messenger RNA, 861 nt
Organism: Dermacentor andersoni
Lineage: Eukaryota; Metazoa; Arthropoda; Arachnida; Ixodida; Ixodidae
Source: RefSeq, a predicted model, not a curated record